GGAUGACACGGAGUACCCUGCGACAACCCGUCACACCGUCCUGAGCCGCGCCCAUGUCGGCGAGGCGGUCCGUCGCCCUCCGCCACCUCCUCCCUCGGCGGCUCCUCGAUCCCUUCCACCCCGACGUCCAUCCCAACCUCCACAUCCUCUGCCGCGGCCUCGCCCUCUGGUCGAUGAAGAAGGACCCGUCCCUCGAAGCCACCCUAUCCCGCAACCGCCGCUGGAUCGUCAACAACCAGAUCAAGCACAUCCUCCUUCGCUCCCCCAACCACACCGCCACCGUCCGAUCCUUACAGAAAAAGUUCAAAACCCUCGACCUCCAGGGCAAAGCCCUCAACUGGCUCCACAAAUACCCCUGCUGCUUCGAGACCUUCUCCGGCGACGACGGCGAGGUCCACUUCCGGUUUUCCAAGCGCAUGGCCGCCCUCGUCGACGAGGAGGAGGCCGUCCGGGACUCGACGGAGCCUGCCAUGGCCCGCCGCCUCGCCAAGCUCCUCAUGCUCUCACGCGACCGCCGCCUCAACGUCGUCAAGCUCAACGAGCUCAAGAGAAACUUCGGCCUCCCCGAUGACUACAUCAUCCGCAUUCUCCCCCAAUACCCCGACACCUUCCGCGUCGUGAACCGCUACGGCCGCCGUAAUACGAUGGAGAUCGAGCUCGUCCGGUGGGACCCGGCGCUCGCGGUCUCCGCCGUCGAGGCAGCGGCAGCUGAACAGGGGACGGAGCCGCGGUACGCCUGUUCACUGCCGCCGAGCUGGGUGAAAACUCGGGCAAAAUUUGACGAAUUCAAUGAUGGCACGCCAUACAUUUCACCGUAUUCCGAUGAUUGGAAGGAGUCGGAGAUGCGGUCUGUGGGCGUGGUCCAUGAGCUUCUCUCACUAACACUGUGGAAGAAGGCUUCGAUUGUGAAAUUGGAGCAUUUCAAGAGGGAAUUUGGAUUGCCGGAGAGGCUGAAUUUAUUGCUUCUCCGGCAACCAUGCAUAUUCUAUGUGUCGAACCGGUACAAGAUAUACACGGUGGUCCUCCGGGAGGGGUACAGGGGAUCGGAGCUUGUCGAGAAGGAUCCAUUGGUGGUCGUGAAGGAUAAGCUGGGGGAAUUGAUGCAAGAGGGGCUUCACGAGUAUAAUAGGAGGAGGCGGUUGGUGAAUUUGGAGAAGAAGAGGAAGAGAGGUGAGAUUGAAGCGAGACCGAAGGAGGAGGAAGACGAAGAGGAUGAAGAGGAAGCACUGAGACUGCACAGUGCCGAGAAAAGGGAAGAGAGGAAGAGGUUCUACAAAGUUCUUUUUGAUGAGAACCCAUGAGCAGAUUGAUGAAGUAGAGGUAUGAAUUGCAAUGGAGCUCAGUGAUUUAUAUCUGUGAUUGGCUUCUUCUGUAUAUGUUGUUUAAUUGAUCUAAAAUUUAAAUGAAAAAAAUGAGGAGUCAUACUCCAUCAAUUAAGAAGUCAGUUACAUUGAUUUUACUUCACUGAUGGUUUGCAUCAAAGCUUUAUAGACCAUUUCUCCAGAAAUAAAUAAAAUUUUGAUGAAUCAUUUGCUCGCUA
This is a messenger RNA of Elaeis guineensis (African oil palm), 1540 nucleotides long. Its product is annotated as protein WHAT'S THIS FACTOR 1 homolog, chloroplastic. The record is from RefSeq and is a predicted model, not a curated record. Gene Ontology annotation, molecular function: RNA binding. NCBI's taxonomy places the organism in Eukaryota, Viridiplantae, Streptophyta, Magnoliopsida, Arecales, Arecaceae.